GUUCACCAUGUUUUCGUCGGGUGUUGCUCGCGCGGCGGGGCCGCAGGUCGAGUCAAAGGCGAAGAAGCGCGAUUGGCUUAAUGUCGGACAGACCUAUGCAGAUACCUACAUCAGUGACGACGACGAUAGCAACGAUGAGGAGGCAUUCGAAACGUCGGCCGAGUCCAAAGAGGUCGUGACAGCUCGGCCAGAAAUACCACGGCCCACCGAAUCUCGGAGAACACCACUGCCCCCUCGAAAGGAAAGCGCUGUCUUUGAAAUCGAUCAUGGCGGAGACAAGGACAACCUGUUCUACAGAACCCUCGCAGCAAAGGACAUCCCAAGGUCCCUCCAAUCCUUAGAUUUCGUAGCUACCUCAUCUAACCUCGGGAUAAAUGCAGGUACCACCUUGCAAAGCGACGUCGCAAGCACACCGACAACGACGACGCGUCGUCGAUCGUGCGGUACUUUGAUCCAGAGUUCAAGCAACACGUCCACCAUCGUCGGGUCAACUUCACUGACAAGACCGCACAGCCACUUGACAUGUCGGCGCCAUUCAUUCCUGUUGAGCCGUAUCUUGACAACGAAGCAGACGAUGACGAGGCUCAGACCGACAACCAGAGACUGGAAGCUCUCGUCACGACUGAAACCAAGCGAUUCAAUGAAGCCCUUCGGACGGCACCGACAAACGUCUCUCUCUGGAUCAAGUACAUGGCAGCCCAGGAGCGAGAAGGCGCUUUCGUUCGCAACAAGCACAAGCAGCGGUCCGUGGUGCUGGAAAAGCAAUAUUCCAUCCUUGAAAAGGCCAAGGCGGCGAACCCCACGUCUGUCGAACUACAGCAGAUCACGUGGCUCAUGGCGCUGACUGUUCCCGACGAAUUGCCACACAAGUUGGAGCAGCAUCUCCAUGUCGCACCGGACAGUGAACUGCUCUGGCUGCUCUUGAUCCAGCAAACUCAAGAACAGUUUAGUGCGUUUUCACUGCCAAAAAUGCGCAACCUGUACGCCCGAGUGAUUCAAACGCUGCAAGCUUCGACCGCCGACGUCAGCGCGACCCUUUUGCUCUUCUUUACGCUUCUCUGCACGCUGGAGGCGAAGAGCGGGUACACCGAACGAGCGGUUGGACUCAUGCAGGCACUGAUGGAGUUCAACUGCAACAUGCCGUCGUCGCUAUGCAGUACACACGUGGAAUUCGACCAAAGGAAGAAGGAUUUCCAGGUGUUUUGGGACCAGGAUCUGCCGCGCUUUGGUGAAGCCGGCCAUGUUGCAUGGGCCUCUUGGCAAAACCAGUCGGAACUUAAGUCGACUGUGCCGACUGUGGAUCCAUCGUAUGCAUCCCAAUUGCUACCGUCCAUGCACUCUUACAUGACCAUGCUGGAGACCCACGUGGAGGACGAAGUCGCUGCGAUGCAACCUCCACUGCACUUGAAGGAGGUUGACCCCGCUCGCCAUCGCGGCCCGGACGACAAAGCCAGUGAUACGCUGAAUCCACAAGGACAUGGCGUCCACCACCACGAAAGCCAUGACACCCGGGAAGAAGGUGAUGAGUACGUGUGGAGUAACUUGCACGGGUAUCGCAUCCCGAUCCAAGACGCCCAAGACACGGCUGAAUACGAACGCAUCUUGCACGAACUCAAGUCGAAUCGACCGGUGGCUCCUGUGCAAAAGAAGGCCAAGAACGAUGCCACGAUGGCCUUGAUCGCCGACCACGACGAGCGUUUGGGAGCUCAUGUCGUUCCAAACAACGAUCCGCAUGUUCAACUGCUCAAAGAGGAGUCGCUGCUUCAUGCCACGCAAUGGAGCCCGCUCCAUCCACGCAACCCAGACCAUGCCCCCUUGAUCGAGGCCCAGCCAGAUCGCGUGUUGCUGUUCGACGAAAUUCAACCAUUUCUCUUCCACGUUCCAGCGGUGUGGCACCGAGAGCUCUUGCUGUCGCACUUGGGCCUGGUCGGCGUGAAUGUCCGUGGUCGGCUGUCUUUGCAAGCGUUGCAAUGGCUCUAUCAAGACGACGUGGCUUCGAAUUCCAUCGUCGCCACGUGCUUUCGGACAUUUCAAGGGCAUUCCCCGCCGCCGUGCGAUCGACUGGCUUUGUUGCACACAGUACUACAUGAUUCGCUGACUGUGUCCCGCGAUACCCUACAUGACCCAUCCAAGGUGAUGCAUGUUCGGCAUCUCCUGUGGCAAAUGCGGGAGCAUGCGCUGCUCAUGGAAUUCGAAACGCACCUCGCCUUGCACCUGAACAGCCCGGACGCGCCCCGGGCAUUGGCCAAAUCGCUGCUCGCGACGGCACCGACCGACAUGGCGCUGUGGGAACAGUACGCUGCCAUGGAAUGGCGACUGCAAAACGUCAAGCAGGUCGUUCGCAUAUGCGACAAAACGAUCGAGUCGUUGCCGUCGACGUCGUUGGAACAGCACCGAUUUCUCUUCCUGCGCUUCCGCGCCGAGUUGAUGGACGCGACUGUGCUGUGGACAAGUCGCGCCGUGUGGAGGUGUGUGUAUCUCGUGGCCAAAGCAUUUUACCCCGAGAAUGCGAAUGAAUCACUCGCCAAAGUUUGCAAGAAACGCGACAAAAAUGGCGACUCGGAUUUUGCCUCUAUCGUGUCGCCGUCCCUCCAGCGACAAGUGCGACUCCGCUUGCAGCAGCAAAUGGACCAUGCCAUGGCAACUCACACAACCACAACUCGCCCCGUGCUGCAGUACGUCGUGUACACCCACGCCAUGGUCGUGCACGCCAUGGAAGGCUUUGCGGUGGCGUCAAAGCACUUUCGAAAAGCCAUCGACGUUGCGCGAUCUAAUUGCCGCGACCAACCGCGAAUGCUGGAGCCAAAUGCAUGGCGAGCAACCCUGGAAUGGCUCUUAGCUGCGUACCUGGAGUUCCUCCAACUUGCUGGUACCUGUUCGCCAAGGCAGUGGCGCCAUGUGACGCAGCUCGCCAUGCAACUGGUCCCGGAGCACCCCGUUUUUGCGCACCUCUUUGUCGACGCCGAGCAAAAGAAUUCCAUGAGCCAGCAAGUUCGUCGCGCUGUGCAGGACGCCGUGACCGCAAGCCGCCUGCGUUUCGACGCAGCAUCCCCCAUGGCGCAUGUGAUGGGACUCCUCGGCGAAGUCUACCGGUUGAAGAGAUUCAACGAAUUGGACGUGGCAGACACGUGCUGUGCCCUGCAUCAGUGGGGUCCCGUUGCCAUCUCUCGCAUUCGUCGUGUGUUCGAAGAUGCGUUGGAUUCAGUCAGUUGGCGCUCCCACGGGUCGGCACUCCUGUGGCGGCUAUACUUGCGCUUUGAAGUCCAAGCGGGUCAAGUCCAAGGAGCUAUCAAGGUGUUCUACCGUGGCAUUCACACGUGUCCAUGGAGCAAAGAGUUGUACCUCGACAGCGUGCGCGUGCUACGCCCGUAUCUCAGUGACGACGACAUGGCCGAGAUUGUCGGCUUUCUUGUGGGGAAAGAGCUCUACCUUCGCUAUGAAGGCGAUGGCACUGCAUAAACUGAAUCCUCCACCACAAAGUUUUGAUGGUA
Molecule: messenger RNA, 3491 nt
Organism: Aphanomyces invadans
Lineage: Eukaryota; Oomycota; Saprolegniomycetes; Saprolegniales; Verrucalvaceae
Exons: 9
Coding region: 523-3459 (978 amino acids)
Biological process (GO): regulatory ncRNA-mediated post-transcriptional gene silencing; RNA processing; negative regulation of RNA catabolic process
Cellular component (GO): catalytic step 2 spliceosome
Molecular function (GO): protein binding
Source: RefSeq, a predicted model, not a curated record